GAUCCGGAGCUGCCAAGUGUGGUGAAGUCGUACCAUCUGGAUUCAAGGAAAUGAUCUGGAGUCCGUGACUCAUCACCACUUUUUUGAGAGGACAAGAAACGAAAAUGAUGGAAUGCCUUUGUGCUGGUUUUGGACACGCUUAGGAAUGUGAUGCAUUUUUUCUCUACUGUGUAGAAUGGUUGUGGGUUUUGUUGCUGUGACAGGUUUGUUGGUGAUGAGAUGAGAACAGUUGCCUCAGUACACAACUGAGAUGUUAUUUUUGCCACCUGGGGAGGGAUGUCUAUCUGGGAAACAUCACAGCUCUGCGUUUGUGUCCCCAGGAGCGAUGGAUGCCAGGCUCUGUAGCUCCGCUGCACCGCAAAGGGGAACACCCAGUGCAGAGUGAGUAAAAGAAACACUGAUGAAUCUAAUUUUACAUGGUUGGUUGGUGGGUUGGUUUUUUUUUUUUGCUCUGUGAAAAUCACCUCAAUUGAAAUACAAGCCUCCGUAACAAAUAAACAGCAAUUGCAUAAUAGGAAAGAUUUUCCUUGCCUGCUUUUUUUUAAGGUAAUUACUCCUAUAUGACUGCUUUUAUCCUUAUGUCAGUCCCCUCCUGAUGUAUUCUGAAUCUGCUCUUCGCUUUCAGUCACGUUUUGAAGAGAGGUAAAUAAUUGCAGUGUUCUGAUUUCACGGAAACUGAUGUCAGAGGUGGCAGAAAGGGACCCAAAUUAGUGAGAAAAAGGCAAAGUGUUGGUUGCUUCCAUAUGAUGUGGUAGUAGCACUUCAGAGGGACAGCACGUGCAUUGCUCUGGGCCUCCUGCAACAAGCUGCCCCUGCUGGAGCACUGACAGCAGACGUGGGGACAGGAGGGCUUUGUGGGUUACACAGGGGGCUGUUGGCUGAGUCCAUUGAAAGAAAGUGCUGUUAUGUGAGGUCGUAUGAGUAAAAGCAACCUUUAACAGCCCAACUUGUGCUGUUUGCUUGGAAAGCACGUUUGUUUUUUCCUCUUCUUGGAGCAGGUAGCACCGAGUAGUGCAUUUUUAAGUAAGCUGUUACACCCUUCUGUCGUUGAUGAACUUAACUGAGCAGACCAAGGGCAGAUUCAGGGCAGAGAAGACGUGUGCUGUGCUGCUACCCAGCAGUAUCAGCAGAACCAGCACAGAGGCUGUCCGUUCCCCGUGCAGAUCCUACUGCUGGAUCACUUCUGUUGCUAAAAAAACAAAAUCCCCUAAAAGCACAAAAGCAGAAAAUGCAUUUCGAAAGGACUCUUUCUUCCGAACUAAUGGUUACUUACAGUGUUUUAAAGGAUAAUGAGAAAGGAAACUUUUUUUUUUAAGAGCACAUUCAAAAACUGCAGGCUUGCAGCUGCCCUUGACAGAAAUUUCAUCUAAAAAUAAUUUUCCAAACUGUGCUUCCAAGAACCGAAAAUUUGCAUCUGUCAGAACUCCAAAUUUUCCCUCUUUUACAUUUCUUCUUUUUUUUUUUUUAAUUUUUUUUUCAGCCUAGGAGGGCUGAGAGAGCGAUGUGGGAUCUGUUAACGUUCAUCUUUGCUAGUGGAGACCUCCCAAUGCAGAAUGCAGCCUAUUUCCCAGCUGCUGGUGCUCCUUUGGUGCCCUUAGCUCCGGUGUCUUUAUAAGCCAUAUGUCUGCACGCAGCGGUGAGCAAAGAGGACGUGGUGCUCUCCCCCAUUUGAUGCUCAGAGCCACAGCAUCUCAUCUUGCUGCCUUUCUGCAGGCGAUAAGUCAGACCACGAGCAGCUGGUCCUUCAAGUUUGCUCUGUUCUGCAGUAAACCAAGGGAAGGCCUGCCCCAAAAAACAGCCUCCCCAGCCUGGCUGCUUGUACAACCAGAUGUCUGCCUUUUAGUCAUCGCUAUCCUCCAGGAGGGAUUAAUUCUCAAUCGCAACAAGAACUGCUUUUGCCACCCAGGCAGCGCUCACCACAAACGCAGGGCAGCAGCUCCCGAGCCUUCCAGCCCUGUUUGCUUUCCGGGCGUGAGCGCCAAACGGGGCAGACUGGAAAGAUGAGUAAUGCCACCCGUGCUUGGCCCUCUCCCGCGGCACCCAGCUCCCCAGGGCCGGGCACGGCUGCCAGGCUGGCCUCUGCCACCCCAUCCCCAGCCCUCACCCUGCUCACAGCUGCCCACAACAACUCCCAGGAUGGCCAGCAGCUCUUCCUGACCACGACGACAGCACGGGUCAUCUCCGGCGUCUUCGUGUGGUCGGCGCUCAUCGUCACCUUCCACCAGAUCUACAUGCACCUGAGGAACUACACCAUCCCCAAGGAGCAGCGCUACAUCAUCCGCAUCCUUUUCAUCGUGCCCAUCUAUGCCUUCGACUCAUGGCUCAGCCUCCUGCUCCUCGGCAGCCACCAGUACUAUGUCUACUUCGACUCGGUGCGCGACUGCUAUGAGGCCUUUGUGAUUUACAGCUUCCUGAGCCUGUGCUUUGAGUACCUCGGUGGGGAGAGCACCAUCAUGACUGAGAUCCGAGGGAAACCCAUUGCGUCUAGCUGCUUGUAUGGGACCUGCUGCCUACAGGGCAUGUCCUACUCUAUUGGGUUCCUGCGCUUCUGCAAGCAGGCCACGCUUCAGUUCUGCAUUGUGAAACCCCUCAUGGCGAUUGUCACCAUCAUCCUGCAGGCAUUCGGGAAGUACCACGACGGGGACUUCAAUGUCCGAAGCGGCUAUCUCUACAUCACCAUCAUCUACAACUUCUCUGUCAGCCUGGCUCUUUAUGCCCUCUUCCUCUUCUACUUCGCCACCAUGGACCUGCUGCGCCCUUUUGAGCCGGUCCUCAAGUUCCUCACCAUCAAGGCUGUCAUCUUCCUCUCCUUCUGGCAAGGGACACUGCUGGCAAUCCUGGAGAAAUGCGGGGUGAUCCCCGAAGUUCAGAUCAUCGACGGGAAGGAGGUGGGAGCUGGGACAGUGGCUGCUGGCUACCAGAACUUCAUCAUCUGCAUUGAGAUGCUCUUUGCUUCCAUUGCCCUGCGCUACGCUUUUAGCUGCCGGGUGUACAGAGAGAAGAAAGAAAACUCAACAGCAAACCUUGCCCCGAUGCAGAGCAUCUCAAGCGGGCUGAAGGAGACGAUGAGCCCUCAGGACAUCGUGCAGGAUGCCAUCCACAACUUCUCGCCCACCUACCAGCAGUACACCCAGCAGGCCAUGCAGGAGGCAGAGCACAAGGCGCCGGGCGAGAACGGGCACGUGGCCUGCAGGGCAGAGGGAGCAGGAGGCAGGAAGAGCAAAAACAUCGAGAAGAGAGUGCUGAUCCUGUCGGACGAGGAGCUGUAGGAGAUAUCCGAGGGCACAGAGACUCUGGAGAGGCUGAAAUGCAAGGACGGGGGGACUCAAGGCUGUGACAACCUGGUCAUGUAGGCAUGCUGGAAGGAGGAGAGCCGGGAACUCUACUCGUAAAGCCAGUCCCUAAAAGGGAAGAUGCAAUAACCAGGGGAAGGUUAAAAUAGUGCCAGCUUCUGACUCGUCUCCGAGGUGUUAGGGACUGUGCUCUUUGCUUCACUGCCAAUCUGGGUGCCAGCCCUCAGUGCCGUUGGACAGACUGGCCUCCUCACCCUCCUGUUACCUGCAAACAGCACCGAGGCCUGCCAGAAUUGCUUUUCUCAGCACAGUCCUGCUCUACUUUCUCCUGAUUCGGGUAAAAAAAUGAUCUCCAGGGCCCCACGGAGAAAAGCAGUGCAGGAAGGUGACUUCACUUCACCUCAAAACCUGGUAACAUUUGAAAGACAUCAUGCCUUAUUUUUAUGUUUUCCUCUCUCCUUCCCCUCAAAAAGCCCACAGAGUUGUGCAGGAGCCCUUUACCAGGAGGAAGAGCAACUCAUCCUCCUCUGCCUUCAGAUGGGGAUGCAGCUGAUCUCCUGGGAUCAGCAGUGGGACCCCUCCUGAACCUCACCGCGCAGUCCUGCAGCUGCAUUCCUGUAAGCUGCAGUGACAGAGGAGCUUGUUUACGUCUGAACCCAUUUAUCUGCAAGCGGAUCAGGAGUUAAAAGGGAUUCCAGCUUUCUUAUCAGAGCCAUUAUUAGGGAACCAGACUGUGACUGGUGGUGGUAGGAAUGCACCGACCGGGAACUGUCUGUUCCUCCUAACUCCUCUCCAUCCCCUGUCCCUGCAUGCAAGAGGCAAGUGCUGCAAGACCAGAAUCAGCAGACGCUGGAGGCCCUGGGGAGCUCAGCAGCAUGAGGGCUGUGUGAGCCAUUACCCAGAGCACCACAGCAUCCCACAAACCCAUCACCCUGCCGGGGCUCUGAGAAGGUACGCAGGGCUGAGCCUGACAGAUUUUCUCUGUCUUUCUGUUAAACUUCCUCUCCAAUUUUAUUUUCUCCUAUUUCUGUUCCCCUGCUGUUAAUCAGAUGAUCCCUUUGGGAACUUAUUUGGGCACGGGCUGUCUGUAGGUUGGGGUGGGAGCUGGGCAGCAGAAGGACAGGGGCAAGUCUGGAGCCUUUGAUUUGCAGUCACACGACAAACAAACUCAUGGGUGAGGCUUAUAGCUGUUUUACAGCUCCUAGUGUUGUUUUAUUCCCUGCUCUUGAGCUGCAAAGUGUGAAUUGCAAGAGGAAAUUAUUUAUGAUUUUUUUUUUCUAAUAAACAGCAAUUUCUACCA
Messenger RNA from Gallus gallus (chicken), 4593 nucleotides. It is a transcript of the gene TMEM184A, whose product is annotated as transmembrane protein 184A. The coding region runs from base 2001 to 3269 and encodes 422 amino acids. NCBI's taxonomy places the organism in Eukaryota, Metazoa, Chordata, Aves, Galliformes, Phasianidae. Gene Ontology annotation, biological process: transport. The record is from RefSeq and is a predicted model, not a curated record. Gene Ontology annotation, molecular function: transporter activity. Gene Ontology annotation, cellular component: early endosome membrane. The transcript is spliced from 10 exons.